This is a messenger RNA of Penicillium lagena, 1017 nucleotides long. Its product is annotated as SNF2 family N-terminal domain-containing protein. Bases 1 to 1017 code for a protein of 338 amino acids. NCBI's taxonomy places the organism in Eukaryota, Fungi, Ascomycota, Eurotiomycetes, Eurotiales, Aspergillaceae. The transcript has 4 exons. The record is from RefSeq and is a predicted model, not a curated record.
AUGGAAGUCAUCCAGCGUGACGAGCCGCCAACCAAAAAGGCCAAGACGAUCCAUGACACCGGAGGGGACGGCUCGGCCCGGCCAUUCGUCGCAUCUCGUGGGAACUCAAUACCUUACAUUGACCUCACCCAAGAUAAUAUUGCUCAACGCGAGCCUCCAGUCACGGAGACUCAGAUUACCACCAAUUGUGAUGCUGUCCCGACAAGAGCCUUCUCCCCUGAUGUCUCAAACACCAGGGUUGCUGACCCAGCUACUGCAUACGAUACAUGCUUCGGACUGCUCUGUGUACAAGCUACCUGCUCUGAUGCAGCCAAAAUACCCUCACAAUGCACCCCUGUCACGUUGGGCUUCGAGGGCAAAGUGAUCAGAAUUUACUUGAGGGAAUCAAAUGAGCGCGUUGCCAUAAUACUUUCUGACGCCCUUGCGCAUUUGGUUGAGAAGUUUGCGGUUACCUUGACUGGCACAAUCUGUGGCAAAAAGCUACGAUCUAUGGCCAUCAAAAAAGUCGAGAAGUUGAAUCCUAUGACCAAUAUUGGUGUAGCUUUUUGCUCCCUUAGAAUUGUCGUUUAUGGCAACUUGAUGCAUGGGAGUACUGUGGCAGAAAUCUUAGGGAAGAAUGACCUGUUUCUUCAACACCCUGGGAAGACAGAAUUUGACAACAGCGUCAAUUAUCUGAAUCCCCAGUAUCUUCUUCCACCUGAUGAAGGGAUGCCGCCAAUUGAGAAGCUUUCGGUUUCUCACUGCUGUGCCGGUCGAUUACAAUCCGCCACUUCAAACACAUUCUGGGAAGAUGAGAGAGCGAAUAUAUACAGAGUGUUUGACACUGCCGGUGCUCCUAAUGGAACGAUAACGACAAUUGAGCCUAGCUCUAGACUUUUGUCAAAGCCGAAGAGACACCAGAUGGAGGCUCUUGUUAUGAUGAUCGAAAAAGAGGCAGGGAUUUACGACCGCGCGCAGUUUCCCACAAUGUGGAAAGCAUCUCAUACUCCAAGUGAAGAGAUUCGGAAAUGGGACUAG